Strigops habroptila (Kakapo) is the source of this 3755-nucleotide messenger RNA. RefSeq names its product MAF bZIP transcription factor B (gene MAFB). NCBI's taxonomy places the organism in Eukaryota, Metazoa, Chordata, Aves, Psittaciformes, Psittacidae. Gene Ontology annotation, cellular component: nucleus. The record is from RefSeq and is a predicted model, not a curated record. The transcript has a single exon. Gene Ontology annotation, molecular function: RNA polymerase II cis-regulatory region sequence-specific DNA binding; DNA-binding transcription factor activity, RNA polymerase II-specific. Bases 708 to 1643 code for a protein of 311 amino acids. Gene Ontology annotation, biological process: regulation of transcription by RNA polymerase II; regulation of myeloid cell differentiation.
GCGCUGCGAGCACAGCUGCACAACGAGCGCUGGCGGCGGCGGCAGCGGAGCCUCGGUUCCGCUCGUGUCCCCUCUCCUCCUUUUUUGUUUUCUCCCCUCCUUCCUCCCCUCUUCCCUCCCCUUCCCCCGCGUUGCCCGAGCUCGCCGGCACUGCCCGGCACAGCCCAACACCCAGCGCACUGCCCCGGCCGCCGGCCCGGGCUGGAAAGUUGCGGCAGACUCCGGUGCACUGCACCGCGGGGGGAAGACUCCGGACUUACAAAACCCAGACGGUUCGCACCGCUCUUCUUCCUGCACAGACCCGAAGGCAGCAUCUUUGUUUUGUUUUGCUUUUGCCCUUCCUGCUGCCGUUCGCUCGUUUCUCCUUGCGACCGGGCGCGUCGGUGGCAGGAGCUGCUGCAGGCUGCGGCGCACUGCGAGCGCUCAUACAGGAGACAUCCAGGGGCAGGAGACAUCCAGGGCAGGAGACAUCCAGGGCAGGAGACAUCCAGGCGGCCCCGGCUCGUCCUUGGCUUUGUUGUCCGGACUGAAGAAGCCCCAGAAGCCGGGAGAAGGAGGCGGCGGUGGAGGGGCAGCGGAGGAAAGGAAGCGAGAGAGCAGAGCCCGGGUUGGUUUGGAAUAGGGGAGCGCGGGCAGCCCCCUGCCAGGCUGCGCGCUGGGGUGAGGUCUCCAGCCCCUCCGCCGGGAGAGGUGCCCGCAAGACAGCGAUGGCCGGAGAGCUCAGCAUCGGAGCCGAGCUGCCCACUAGCCCCCUGGCCAUGGAGUAUGUCAACGACUUCGACCUGAUGAAGUUCGACGUGAAGAAGGAGCCCCUGGGCAGGAACGACCGCUCGGGCAGGCACUGCACUCGCCUGCAGCCCGCCGGCUCCGUCUCCUCCACCCCCAUCAGCACGCCCUGCAGCUCCGUGCCCUCCUCGCCCAGCUUCAGCCCCACCGAGCAGAAGACCCACUUGGAGGACCUGUACUGGAUGGCCAACAGCUACCAGCAGAUGAACCCCGAGGCGCUGAACCUCACCCCGGAGGACGCUGUUGAAGCCCUCAUUGGGUCCCACCAGGUGUCCCAGCAGCUGCAAGGCUUCGAGAGCUUCCGGGCCCACCACCACCACCAUCAUCACCAUCACCAGCACCACCACCAGUACCCCGCCGUCACUCAUGAAGACCUGGCCGGCAGCGGGCACCCUCACCAUCACCACCACCACCACCACCAGGCCUCUCCCACUCCCUCCACCUCCUCCAGCUCCUCCCAGCAGCUCCAGAACUCGCACCAGCAGCAUCCCCCCUCCAGCAGCGUGGAGGACCGGUUCUCAGAUGACCAGCUGGUCUCCAUGUCCGUGAGGGAGCUCAACAGGCACCUCCGAGGCUUCACCAAAGACGAGGUGAUCCGCCUCAAGCAGAAGAGGAGGACCUUGAAGAACAGGGGCUAUGCCCAGUCCUGCAGGUAUAAACGUGUCCAGCAGAAACACCACCUGGAGAACGAAAAGACGCAGCUCAUUCAGCAGGUGGAACAACUCAAGCAAGAAGUGACCCGGCUCGCCAGAGAGAGAGACGCCUACAAGCUCAAGUGUGAGAAACUUGCCAGCAAUGGCUUCAGAGAGGCCGGCUCCACCAGUGACAACCCGUCUUCCCCUGAGUUCUUCAUGUGAGUGCUUAACAAAAAUGAUUAAAAAACAAACACCCCCCCCCCCCCGCCCCCCAAACCUGACCCCGUCACCUUCCCCCCGCUCCCAUCCUCCUCUGACAUCUCCAUCCAUCUGUCUGCUUGACUAGAGAGAAAGGAGAGAAAAAUAGAGACUUGACUUUUUUGUUUUGUUUUUGCAGCAUCCAAGUCUUCUAGAGUAGCUGUGGGAAGAGUAGGCUGGGGGUGGGGAUGGGAGAGGUGAAGUGCAACUUUUGGACUUUCGUUUGUGAGUUAGAGAGAGGGACAGAGGCAGAGGCCAAGGAGAAAAGGCCAAGUGAAGCGGUUUACAGCUCGCUUGCUUGCCAAACGAGAUGGACUUUAAGAGAAUAACAAUAAAAAAGGACAAUGAACAAGCCAUCUAUUACAUGCUGCCUGCUCGGGAAGAGAGAGGACAUACCCAGCACCAUCUCAUGCACAAUUUACCUGCUUGGAAAAAAGAGAAUAAAUAAAAAGGACAAUAUAUGCAAACUCUUCAUAUAUUGCCUGCUUUGAGACAUAAGUUGCAGGACUCACAUGGGACAUUGAAUCUAAGAAAGGAAAGAAAGAAAGAAAGAAAAAAAACUCAUCAGUUUUAUUGCCUGCUUGAUUAUAUAGAAAAAUACGAAAAUCUGCAUUAAAAAUAUUAAUCCUGCAUGCUGGACAUGUAUGGUAAUAAUUUCUAUUUUGUACCAUUUUCUUGUUUAACUAUAGCAUGUUGAUCAUCGACCAUAGAUUUCUGUUAUUGUUUUGUUUCAUCGCUAAGAAAAGCAUCCCAAGUUAUCAAACUUUCUACUGCUUGUGCAGUUCUGUUCGUUGGUUUUGCUCUUGGUUUUCUUUUAUGGUGUUGGCUUGUAAAUAUCUGCUACUUCAAACCGCACAGGAGAGAAAAACAUACAGACACACAAUAACAUUUCAGCAGGCUGGUUGUACGGUUUGUUUGGUAUUAAAGAGAUACUUAAGGAAAAGAAGUUAUGGGCAUUUUGCAUUAGAAAAAACAAAACAACUUCGUGUAUCUGGUGCACUUUUAAGUUGUGUUUUUUACUUUUUGUUUUAGUUUUCAUUUUGGUUUUUGUUUGUUGGGGCAGAAGCCAAACCGCCUGAAUGGCAUUGACAAACCUAAACUUACCAGGGAAAAACUCCGAUCGGUCACUAGAGACUCCUCCAUGCCUUAAAGUGGCAGCGAAGCUCUUCCCUUCAGGACAAUUCCCAGCCUCGAGCGGGGAGGUUUGGCCAUGGAGUUUCCCUUCUGAUUGUACACUCAGGAAGCGAAGGACGGACGAGAUACCAGUUCCUUUAGAGCAACAACUGCCCCUUGGGUUUCGGUAAAUAAAGGAAAACUAAACCCAGCCCACCCCCCCUCCUCGACAGGAGCCGAGUCGCGAUAGCAGCGAGGGCUCUCCGUGCCCCCUGAAGUCGGGUUCUCGCUGGCAGCAGCGCAGAGGGGGGGGCUGAGAACAAGUGAGCCCCACACGUGGUUUGAGGAAGACACACCGCAACUUUAAAGUGUAUUCUUUUGCAAUGAUUUGUAACCUGCUUCUCUGCUUCCCUAUGCAGCGAGUGAACGUUUUAGCCCAAAUUUAUUUGCAGUUGUGUAGUAGCAGUAGUUUGGAGUCUUAUGGGUGUUUUUAUUACUUUGGGUUUUUUUUUUUUUUUCCUCCUGCAGGUCAGUAAAAGGAUUUACGUUGCACUGACAAAAAUACCAAAAUGAAAACUUAUUUUUUAGUUUCCUGUUAGGAUAGCUGGCACUGCUGGCCGGAUGCAUUUUAAGUUUGUAUUAGUUUAUAAAUUAACAGUAAUAACAAGAUUGUAAUGAACAGCAUGGUGCUUGCAGUUUUAAAUAUUGUGGAUAUUAGUCAUGCAUCAGAAAACGAGCUUUGGUUUUUACUGAUUCAACUGUGUUGAAAUCAAAACAUUGCAGCAGCGGGAAAAAAAAUGGUUUUUAUUUCAUGUAAAGUUCUGAAGGGAUCAAUUUCAAAUCCUGCUUAUGAUAUGGAAAAUAUUAAAAAACCUGGUCUAUUGUAGUUUUAUUCAGACUGGUUUCUGUUUUUGGUUAUUAAAAUUGUUUCCUAUUUUGCUUAUUAAAAUCAUGGAAAUGGCA